Messenger RNA from Daldinia caldariorum, 1905 nucleotides. RefSeq names its product P-loop containing nucleoside triphosphate hydrolase protein. The transcript has 5 exons. The record is from RefSeq and is a predicted model, not a curated record. Lineage: Eukaryota; Fungi; Ascomycota; Sordariomycetes; Xylariales; Hypoxylaceae. Gene Ontology annotation, cellular component: cytoplasm. Bases 1 to 1905 code for a protein of 634 amino acids. Gene Ontology annotation, biological process: cellular response to heat. Gene Ontology annotation, molecular function: ATP hydrolysis activity; ATP binding.
AUGUCUUCAUCUCCGAGCAACGAGGAUAUAAGCCGGGUUAUGGCAGAAUGUCCCAGUUGCUCCAGAGAUACAGCAACUAAUUGCUUAGAAAUGUGUGAGAACGAUGUCGAAAAGGCCAUCGAAAAAUACAGGUCAAUUGAAGAAUUCCUUCCACCAGAACCUCAGUCGGACAAUGAAAGCCUAUUAAGUCAUUCGUUUAUUGAAAAUGAUUCACAGGCUGAGACAAAUCAACUUGACUCUCCAGAAGUCCAAGAAGAUGGAAGCGUGAAUGGAGACAACUCAUGGAUGCCCAGGCUGCCAAGUCUUUCAGUUUCUGGUGCAUUUAUCCGCCGCGACCCUCCUGAUCCUGAGGUCUUUGAGCUCCGGGACCUUCUGGCUGCGAUCCAAGCUGGCCGUUUCGACGCCGACCGUGUCCGCAGACACUUAGGACAUUAUGAUAAGAGGAAGCUUCCCGAAUAUUUGAAUGAGGCCGUUGAUGGUUAUCCAGCCAUGUUUUACAUCGUAUCAACUAACAACGUCGAGAUAAUCCGCGAGUGGAUCAAACACGGCGGCAACCCGCACGCCGUAUGGGGACCUAAUGCUUUCCCCUUACUUGCUUUCUCGAUAAUUAAGUCAGGCCAAACGAUGCUCAAGGCAUCAAAUACACUCAAAACCCUCCUGAGGUUCAGCGCAGACCCACAUGUUCUCCCUAAGGCCUUCUAUGAACCUUACUGCCGAGACUUGCCAGAAGGUGGACCAGUUCAAGAAGAACUUGUCGACAUCAAUGAUGACAACAAGAGAUGGUGUACAGAGGAAGUACGGGCACGCCUUUCUGAGACUUUGAAUCUCACCCAGCGAUAUGACCUAUACAGAGCCAGCAAGAUCAAACCCCGCUCCGGCCGUGAGAAAGAAGUGUUAAAUAGACAGGGAGCUGGAGAGGUCCUAGGGCUUCACCAGAUGAUUGUCGCCCAGUCAGUAGCGACGCGCUGGCUACAGAACAAACUUUUAGUGAAUCUAGCUCUUCAAAAGAAAAAGCCGUUCAUUGUGGUUUUUGCAGGACCCAGUGGUCACGGCAAAACGGAACUUGCCAAGAAGUUUGGAGAGCUAAUGUCGUUGGAGCUAGAAGAAGUCGACUGUACCAUAUUCGACAAAGACAUGGAAUUGUUCGGCCCACGUCCAGGAAUCCAAGGAAGCGAAGAUGGCACAAAGUUGAAUAAUUUCUUGGCUCGAAAGUCUGGGCAGCGAAGCAUCAUCUUUAUGGACGAGUUUGAAAAGACCAGUGAAGAAAUUCAUAAUACGCUUUUGUUGCCUUUUCAAGAUGGACGUUACGAGGACCGCCGCAAUGGGAAGAAUAUCGACUGUUCCAAGACCAUAUGGAUCCUCGCAACUAACCAGCUCGAUGAGCAUAUACAUGCCUACUGUGAAGCCAACGAACAGGUCCUCUUCCAUUCAGAAGACCAAGACGCGCAGGACAGGCUGGUGGAAAAAUUGUGUCGCCAACUCAGAAAAGAACUUACCGGAAGUUUUGGCGCGCCAUUGAGCGGUCGUAUUACCGAAAUCCUGCCUUUCCUAGUGUUUUCGCCACAGGAAGCAGCCGUAAUAGCUCACCGACAACUAAUGAACUUGGAAGCCGAAGUUUUACGGCAUGUGCAUCUGUCCUUAAACAAAGAAGAGGACGUGUAUGUUGGAAAUAUCAACAUCAGUAUCAAGAAUGACGCAACAAUAUGCACGACCAUCACUCGCGACGAGUAUGAUAAGCAGACCGGUGCUCGAAGUAUCAACUUGGCUGUAGAACGCAUUGUUCAGGACCCGCUCGUCAGCAAGUAUCUGAAGGAUGGCGACGAGUUCGACGAGAAUCAGCCGACUACAUCUUUCAUCAUUGAUGUCGACGUCGACGGGGAGAUUGAAGUACGGCUCGUGUCAUGA